GCGCGAGGUGUCGGCGGCCGGCGCGGGCGGAGGCGAGGCCCGAGGCGCGAGCGCCGUCCCGGCGGGUGGAGCGAGCGGGCCCCGCGGCGUCAGCGUCAGCGGCGGCGGAGGAGCCGCCGCGCCCCGGCCCAGCAUGUCGGAAGCGGGUGAGGAGCAGCCCAUGGACACGGCGGGCGCCACCGAGAACGGCCACGAGGCCGCCGCCGAGGGCGAGGGCCCGGCCGGGUCCGGCCCGGGGGCGGCGGCGGCGGCGGCGGGCGGCGGGGGCGCGGCGGCGGCGGCGGCGGCCCCGGCCGGCAACCAGAACGGGGCGGAGGGCGACCAGAUCAACGCCAGCAAGAACGAGGAGGACGCGGGGAAGAUGUUCGUGGGCGGCCUGAGCUGGGACACCAGCAAGAAGGACCUGAAGGACUAUUUCACCAAGUUCGGGGAGGUGGUGGACUGCACGAUAAAGAUGGACCCCAACACGGGCCGGUCGCGGGGCUUCGGGUUCAUCCUGUUCAAAGACGCCGCCAGCGUGGAGAAGGUCCUGGGCCAGAAGGAGCACCGGCUGGACGGCCGGGUCAUCGACCCCAAGAAGGCCAUGGCCAUGAAGAAGGAGCCCGUCAGGAAGAUUUUCGUGGGAGGUCUGAACCCUGAGGCCACCGAGGAGAAGAUUCGCGAGUACUUCCGCGAGUUUGGGGAGAUCGAUGCCAUCGAGCUCCCCAUGGAUCCUAAGUUGAACAAGAGACGUGGCUUUGUUUUCAUCACCUUCAAAGAGGAGGAACCUGUGAAGAAGGUUCUGGAGAAGAAGUUUCAUACCAUCAGUGGGAGCAAGUGUGAGAUCAAGGUGGCCCAGCCCAAGGAGGUGUACCAGCAGCAGCAGUACGGCUCUGGGGGCCGUGGAAGCCGCAACCGGGGGAACCGCGGCAGUGGCGGUGGUGGCGGCAGCGGAGGUCAGAGUCAGAGUUGGAAUCAGGGCUACGGCAGCUACUGGAACCAGGGCUACGGCUACCAGCAGGGCUACGGGCCGGGCUAUGGCGGCUACGACUACUCGCCCUAUGGCUAUUACGGCUACGGCCCCGGCUACGACUACAGUCAGGGGAGUGCCAACUACGGGAAGAGCCAGCGCCGCGGCGGCCACCAGAAUAACUACAAGCCAUACUGAGCCGCCGGGAGCUGGCCGCGGGCCGCGGGAGCACAAUUAUGUACCAGAUGUAACGGCAACUCUGUGGCUGUCCUCUGUGCAUCUUAUUUAAAGUUUCCCCGGAAAUCACUCUCCUGUCGCCUGUUUGCAGGGCUCUAGUUGUAGGCAGCGUGGGGGUCUCAGGCGGGGGCCAGCGACCCUGGCUGUGAAGCGUCAGCUGUACCUUAGAGACCAGUGUCACCUUUUUCACCAUUUAAUUUUGUAUUAUUUGUGUCAUACAUUUCCUGUAAUGGAAGUGUUAAUUUUACUGUACUUUUUGGUACCUUUUGGGAAUCUAAUGUAUUGUAAGGUAUUUUUCACGUGUCCUGAUUUUGCCACGACCUGGAUAUUAAGGCUAUCCAAGCUUUUGAAAUAAAAGUGAAAAAACC
Sorex fumeus (smoky shrew) is the source of this 1554-nucleotide messenger RNA. It is a transcript of the gene HNRNPAB, whose product is annotated as heterogeneous nuclear ribonucleoprotein A/B. Gene Ontology annotation, biological process: regulation of gene expression. The record is from RefSeq and is a predicted model, not a curated record. Gene Ontology annotation, cellular component: nucleoplasm. Gene Ontology annotation, molecular function: RNA binding. The transcript has 8 exons. Bases 134 to 1147 code for a protein of 337 amino acids. NCBI's taxonomy places the organism in Eukaryota, Metazoa, Chordata, Mammalia, Eulipotyphla, Soricidae.